Molecule: messenger RNA, 904 nt
Organism: Lasiosphaeria miniovina
Lineage: Eukaryota; Fungi; Ascomycota; Sordariomycetes; Sordariales; Lasiosphaeriaceae
Product: PRA1 family protein-domain-containing protein
Exons: 2
Coding region: 224-754 (176 amino acids)
Cellular component (GO): Golgi apparatus
Source: RefSeq, a predicted model, not a curated record
UCUAACGAACAAAGACCAUCGUGUCUCUUUCAACACGUCAACGUCAACAGCCUCGUCCUCUCAUCUGGCCAGCGAGGCUUUCAUAUUUCUGCCUGCGUGCCGACAUUUAGCUGCCCCCCUUUGGUGCCCCCUCUGAUUCUCACCACGCCCCUUUCAGACUCUUCUUCACUCGCCUCAAUCAUCAAUCAGAUCAUUGGGCCUCGUUUGCCAGCCAACCGCCAAAAUGUUCCGCGUCCAGACCCUGAUAGACGCGCUGACGUCGCGCCUGAACCUUGGCGACCGCUUCGCAAGCAUGCGUUUUGGACCACUCGGCAGCCGCUUCGCGAAUCUGCGCCCGCUGUCCGACUUCUUUGACUUUAAACGCAUAUUCAAGCCCGCCAGCUUUGCCGAGGCGCGUGCGCGUAUCAGCUUCAAUUCCGGCUACUUCUCAAGCAACUAUGCCGUCGUCUUUGUCAUGUUGUCUCUCUACUCCAUCUUUAAUAACAAGGCUCUACUCUUCGACAUCGUCCUUGUCACGCUCAGCAUGUUCCUGAUUGGCACGCUGGACGGCCGCGAUCUCGAGAUUGGCUCGCAGCGGCUCACCACCAAGCAGCUCUACACGGCAAUGUGCAUCAUCGCCGUCCCCGUCGCUCUUUACGCUUCGCCCGUCGGCACCAUGUUCUGGCUGGUCGGCGCUAGCGGCGUGACCAUUCUCGGCCACGCUGUUCUCAUGGACAAGCCUAUCCGUAUGACUCUUUCUGGAGAGACGGUCUAGGUAGUCGGCCGCGAGCCCCCGAGCGCAUAUGGUAGCCAUGACAAGAGAAGACGGAACCGUUUGCGUGAGAAGACGGAACUGUUUCCCUUAUCUCUGUCUUUUCGCAUCACUAGACUAGUACGAAUUUUAAUGCUGCAUUUCCUUGGUACA